This is a messenger RNA of Microthlaspi erraticum, 459 nucleotides long. NCBI's taxonomy places the organism in Eukaryota, Viridiplantae, Streptophyta, Magnoliopsida, Brassicales, Brassicaceae. The record is from the annotation of a GenBank genome assembly.
AUGUCCAAAGGUGAUAAUGAAAACGCAUUGUGGAACCAAAAGUUUGUGUUCGAUUUCCCAAUGACUCAAUGGAAGAAGCUGAUCCAGAUCAAGUUUAGAAUCAUGGACAAAGAACUCUUCAAAGAUGGUGGAUUUGUCGGUGAAACCAUAAUUCAUAUUGGAGGGAUAAUAACCGAAGGACGUGAGAGAGGAUACAUGGAAGUUAAACCAGCUCCAUACAAUGUUGUUCUUGACGAUGAUACUUUUAAAGGCGAAUUAAAAGUCGGAUUGAGAUUCAUGGCAACGGAUAAAUUGCAGAGGAAGGCAUGGGAAUUGAAGAUGGAAGGUAGAAACCGUGACGAAGCAAUGAUUUCUCCAUUUCUGAAUGUGAUGAAACUCCCUUUGCUAAGGUUCGUAGCUGCAUGGGCAAGCAGGAAAAGUCUCAUCAAUGCAAAACCUCUUUAUUGUUUCGUCGACUAA